Messenger RNA from Colossoma macropomum (tambaqui), 1510 nucleotides. RefSeq lists its product as uncharacterized. NCBI's taxonomy places the organism in Eukaryota, Metazoa, Chordata, Actinopteri, Characiformes, Serrasalmidae. The coding region runs from base 667 to 1338 and encodes 223 amino acids. The transcript has 8 exons. The record is from RefSeq and is a predicted model, not a curated record.
AAAACAAAGCAGACCCCAAACUGUUGAGCAGUCCAAUGUAUCCAAAUCCAAUGUAAUCAAAAAUGGGAAAAUUUCACUUUCAAAACUGCAGCAGUUGGUCUCCUCAGUUCCGGGAACAUUAACAGAGUGUUGUUAAAAGAAGAGGUGAUGAAACACAGUCGUAAACAUGCCCCCGUCCCAACUUUUUUGAAAUGUGUUGUUGGAAUCCAAUUUAAAAUGGACAUAUUGUUAGAUGGUGAUACCCCCCAGUUGGAGGAUUUCGGUUUUAUGUGGGCUUCGUGGUUCAGGUCUGUGUGGGUGGGCCGGCGCUUAGUAACGUGAUGACUCCAAAUAGGUGCAAGAAGUGAUUUAUUAAACAACAGGACAUAAACAAACAAACAAAACACUGAACAAAACAGAAAGAAAAUGCAAUAAUAUAUACACUAUUUACAAAUAAAUUUGAGCACCCGCAAGGCUGGAACUCCACACACACGUCUAACACAUGCUGACUCGAGCUACAUGGGUGGAUAGUAGUAAGUACAGGACCCGCUCGAGAGUGGACCCCCCCUCCCAACUUCGGUGGAUCCGUCCAACUAGGAUAAGAGGAGCCCCAGCUCUCGCCAACAUCCCCUAAAGGAUGCACAUCAAAGGAAUACAGAGCCAGUCCAGUCCUUGAUCCAGUUGCUGAUGGGUUGGGAAAGUGCUAUGUCAGUGAGCUUAGUGACCAGUCUGCCUGGGUCUGCUGUUAAAAUGGCUGCUCGCCAGGACAGUGGAGAAGCAGAGGAUGUUAUGUUCCUUACAGACUUAUUUUUGGCUCAAGAGAAAGCAAAGCAAGAGAAAGCUAAACGGACAUCUGAAGGUAGCAGAUUUCACAUACGGUGGGUGGAGAAAGAUGAUGAAAGACAUCCACUGCAAAAAAGAAGCAGAAGUGGACAGACACGCAAACGGAUUUCCGCUUCAGAAGCUGCCAGUAAGGACCUGAAUCGUUUUGAGAUGACUGAGGAGGUACCUGUACUGUCAGAAUCAUCAACAUCUCAGUGUUUGAUUGUGAGACCUGUCCGUCUGUGCUCCUGUGACUCCGCACACCUGUCAAAAGCUGCUGGAAAGGCAAUAAUUUUGGUUUACAUAAAUGGCAUUUUAACCUUAACUGAGGAGGGGCAGUGUGGGCUACUGUGCCAUCUUCAAGAGAGGCUUGCAGACGUUGAGCAGAAAAUCAAGAUUGUUUCAUCAAGGUACAGCAUGGCUUUAGGACCAAAUGCUUUGCUGUUGCCUGAAGAUGGUCCUGAGGAGACACCAGAGGAGGAGCACAAUAUGCUUCCAUUUGAUACCUUGGAUGACAGCGACUUGGAAGACAUAUAAUAAUUCUGAAUUUCACACACAAAUUACUACCCUGUGUCAGGUCAACUUGAAAUUUUAAUUUAAAAUGGAAGCAAACUGGAUAGGCUGUUCAAACUCAUGGUCUUUUUUGAUAAUCUAGUAAUUAGACAGUCAUAGCACUCAGAAGCCAUGAAGUUGCGUAAAGGAAAAUUCC